Molecule: messenger RNA, 2783 nt
Organism: Solea senegalensis (Senegalese sole)
Lineage: Eukaryota; Metazoa; Chordata; Actinopteri; Pleuronectiformes; Soleidae
Product: cadherin-20-like
Exons: 12
Coding region: 351-2744 (797 amino acids)
Biological process (GO): cell morphogenesis; cell-cell junction assembly; multicellular organism development
Cellular component (GO): adherens junction; plasma membrane; catenin complex
Molecular function (GO): calcium ion binding; cadherin binding
Source: RefSeq, a predicted model, not a curated record
AACUGUGACAGAGCACAGGCAGCAGCACCAGGACACACGUUUAUAUACAUAUGUGUGUUUAUAUAUAUAUAUAUAUAUAUAUAUAUAUAUAUAUAUAUAUAUGUUUAUACAGCAGUGAACAGUUGAAGAGAAACUUUUUACAAAGAGGACAGAGAGCGAGUGUGGACUGAAGGUGACUUCAGGGAGAGUUGACGCUCUGCAGGCUAAACAACUUUUACAAGGAGGAUUUAGGCGAAGACGGACGGAGGCAGAAGAGACACAGAGUUGAGAAGGAAUAAGGACAUCAGCCAGAGGAAGAAGGAGAAAAAGAAAACUGCUCUCUUUCCAGAAAAACUACUCAGAGCUUCACAAUGAGGGACCAAUUGCAUCUUGGAGUGGUCGCCAGGACUUUGCUCCCACUGGUUCUGUGCACGUUGACCCUCCUGCCUCACAGCAUUCUGGGUAAUCCCAGCGAGCGGGACAACGUGGGCAGCACCGCUCUGCUCCAGAGGGUGAAACGAGGCUGGGUUUGGAACCAGUUCUUCGUCCUGGAGGAGUACACCGGACUGGAACCGCUGUAUAUCGGAAAGCUCCACUCAGACAUGGACAAAGGCGACGGCUCCAUUAAGUACAUCCUGAGUGGCGAGGGCGCCGGCACCACCUUCACCAUCGACGACAGCACAGGAGACAUUCACGCCAUCCAGCGGCUGGAUCGCGAGGUUAAAUCCCAGUACGCUCUUCGCGCUCAGGCCCGUAACCGUCUGACGGACAGACCUCUGGAGCCCGAGUCCGAAUUCAUCGUGAAGAUCCAGGACAUUAACGACAACGAGCCCAAGUUCCUUGAUGGACCCUAUGUGGCGAGCGUACCCGAAAUGUCCAACAUAGGAACAUCUGUGAUCCAGCUGACCGCUACAGAUGCAGACGAUCCCACGUACGGCAACAGCGCCCGUGUGGUCUACAGCAUCCUGGAGGGUCAGCCAUACUUUUCAGUGGAUGCCAAGACUGGUGUGGUCCGAGUCUCUUUGGCGGACAUGGACCGGGAGACCAGGGAGAACUACACGGUGGUGAUCCAGGCAAAGGACAUGGGCGGUCAGCUCGGAGGACUCGCCGGCACCACUACCGUCAACAUCACACUCAGCGACGUCAACGACAACCCGCCAAUGUUUGACCAGAGGCUGUACCAGAUGAGCAUCCCUGAGUCGGCUCCAGUGGGUUCAGUGGUGGGUCGUAUCUGGGCCAAGGACAGGGACAUCGGGGUAAGCGCUGAGAUGAAGUACAGCAUCAUUGACGGAGACGGAAGAGACACGUUUGACAUCAGCACCGAUCCCACUAACCUGUUUGGCAUCAUCACGGUGAAAAAGCCCCUGAACUUUGAGGUCAAGCCCAGCUACACUCUGAAGAUAGAGGGCGCCAACACGCACCUGGACCCGGCCUAUCGCCACCGCGGGCCCUUCAAGGACGUCACCAUCGUGCACGUGAGUGUGGAGGACGUGGACGAACCGCCACUCUUUGACCUGCACGCGUACUACGUCGAGCUCCCAGAGGACGCCGACAUCGGGACGCUGUUGAAGACGGUGUCAGCGAGGGAUCCUGACGCCGCCAACAACACUGUGAGAUAUUCUAUCGAGAGAUCCACCGACCCCGACAAGUAUUUCUACAUCGAGAUCACAUCCGGGUCACUGAUGACGGUGCGUUCACUGGACCGAGAGGAGGUCAGCUGGCACAACAUCACAGUCCUCGCCAUGGAGAUGAAUAACCCAACGCAGAUUGCAAGUGUGUCGGUGAAUGUGAAAAUCCUGGAUGUGAACGAUAAUCCCCCGUUGCUGACGCAUUAUUUGGAGGCGUACGUUUGUGAAAACGCCAAAGCUGGGCAGCUGAUUCAGACUGUCACGGCGGUGGAUCCAGACGAGCCGCUGAGUGGACAUCACUUUUACUACAGUUUGGCUCCAGAAGCUGCGAACAAUCCCAACUUCACCCUGAGAGACAACCAAGACAACACAGCGUGGAUCCUGACCCGCCGCUUCGGCUGGUCGCAGCAAGACCAGACCGUCUUCUACUUGCCCAUCUUUGUGUCCGACAGCGAGCAGCCGGUCCAGACCAGCACCAGCACGCUGACCAUACGAGUGUGCAGCUGCGACCAGGAGGGAAACGUGAUGUCGUGCAAUGCCGAGGCGUACAGUCUGCCCACCAGCCUCAGCAGAGGAGCGCUCAUCGCCAUCCUAGCCUGCAUCUUUGUCCUGCUGGUGAUGAUUCUGCUCAUGCUCUCCCUGCGGACUCAUCGUAAGAAGCCCUACCUGUGUGACGAAGAGGAGAACGUACACGAGAACAUUGUGCGCUACGACGAUGAGGGCGGCGGCGAGGAGGACACCGAGGCCUUCGACAUCGCUGCCAUGUGGAACCCGCGCGAGGCGCACCACCACCUGGGCAAGAUGAGGCAGGACAUGUUGCCGGAGAUCGAGAGCUUGUCGCGUUACGUCCCUCAAGCCUGCGUGAUGGGCGGCGGCGGCGGGGACAGUAACGUACACGGCUACGUACUGGCGAAGCUCCUGGAGGCCGACGUGGACCCUUGUGCUCCACCGUACGACUCCCUGCAGACCUACGCCUACGAGGGCGAGGGCUCCGUCGCGGAGUCGCUCAGCUCGCUCCAGUCGGGAAACUCAAACACCGAUCACGAAUACGACUACCUCAACGACUGGGGGCCGCGUUUCAAAAAACUUGCGGAAAUGUACGGCGUGCUCGAUACAAACACUCCCCCGAUGUGGUAGAACUGGAGAAUCUUUGCCUUUUCAUAUAUAUAUAUAUAU